AUGGGUCGCUACCUCGUCCUCGCUGCAGCGACUGUCGUCGCAAUCUCGUGCGGCCUCAACUACUGCUACUCCUCGCCAACCGCCUCGGACUCCCCUUUCAUCGGCCGCAUCGUUGACCGACGAGGCCCAAAGCCCACCCUCAUCCUCGCCGCCGUCGCCCUCACCGGAGGCUAUCUCGUCGUUCGCGCCUUCUACCUGAGCGGCCAUGUCGCGAACGGGCUCUACGCGCGCCUCGGCGUGCCGGGACUCGUCGCCGCCGAGUUGCUCACGGGCAUCGGCUCGACUGCUGGGCUGAGCUCGGCGGGCAACAGCCGACGAGCUGCGGCGCUCUCGGUCGUCCUCUCGGCAUUCGGCCUCUCUGCCUUCUUCUACUCGACCCUCUCGUCCCUCUUCCUCCACUCUCGCGCCAGUCUCGACGCGACACCCGCUUUCCUCCUCCUUCUCGCCCUCGGCAGCCUCUUCAGCACGGCCGUCGGGCUCGUGUUCGUGCGGCCUGUCCCGCUCGCGCCCCGAGCGGCCGACUCGAACUUGGACGAGGACCGAGCGGCCGACGAGGCGCCCGUCGAGGUCGAGGCGGCGCUCCCUGACGCCGACCAGCAUGCGCCGCAAGAGCCUGCCGUCGUCGUCGUUCCGCGCUCGACCGCGAGCCCGGGCCCACCCUCGACCGAGCGCACGCCGCUCCUGCGCAGCGACUCGACCAAGAGCGUGCAGGAGCGCAACAUUGCCGGCUGGGCCCUGCUGCGCGAGCUCGACUUCUGGCUCAUCUUUGGGUUCAACGGGCUGUGCGCCGGCGUUGGGCUGUGCUACAUCAACAACCUCGGCACGGUCGUGCGCUCUCUCGCGCUCGCGACCCGCACCGCCGACCCGUCCCUCCUCCACCUCGCGCCCGCCGCUGCACCCGCCUCGGUCGCGCUCCUCCAGUCGCGCCUCGUGUCCCUCCUCAGCAUCUUCAACUUUCUCGGGCGCCUCCUGUCGGGCUUCCUGUCCGACACGCUCCUCCAUUCGCCGCCGCGCCCGCUCCCUCGCACCCCGCGCGUCGCCUUCCUCCCGCUCACGGCGACGAUCCUCGUCGCGUCGCAGCUCGUCGCGCUCCGAACCGAGCGUGCCGAGCACCUGUGGGCCGCGACCGCGCUCACUGGCCUCGCGCACGGGUGCCUGUUUGGCAUCAGCGGCAUCGUCGGCCUCGAGCGGUUCGGGCUCAAGAGCUUCUCGCAGACCAACGGGUUCCUCGCCCUCGCCCCGGCACUCUUUGGGCAGAUGACCAACCUCCUGUUCGGCCGCAUCUACGACUCGCACGUCCUCUCCUCCCCGCCCUCUCCCUCGUCAUCUUUCGCCGCCGGCACCUGCACCCUCGGCCGACAGUGCUACGCCCAGGCGUUUGUCCUCACGAGCGGCAUGGCGCUCGGCGCGCUCGCCGUCGGGCUGUGGCUCGCGCUCGGGAGGAAGGGCAUGCGCAUCCGGGCGGCGUAG
Rhodotorula graminis WP1 is the source of this 1470-nucleotide messenger RNA. RefSeq lists its product as uncharacterized. NCBI's taxonomy places the organism in Eukaryota, Fungi, Basidiomycota, Microbotryomycetes, Sporidiobolales, Sporidiobolaceae. The record is from RefSeq and is a predicted model, not a curated record. Bases 1 to 1470 code for a protein of 489 amino acids. Gene Ontology annotation, cellular component: membrane. The transcript has 9 exons.